AUGUUCGGAUUCAAACGCUCCGUGAUACGGACAGUGCUGCUCCUGUCGGUGGCCGUUCAAUUUUGCACCUUCGGCAGCGUGGUCUUAUGGUACAUGUUCGCUGGAUCCCUCUCCGUGGCCGUGGCGCUUGCCGUGCUCACAUAUGACCACGACUAUUGGGUCAGAAGGGGUGUGUUUUCGCCCCCGGCGUGGCCCCUGGUCGGCCAUAUUAAGUCCGUGGUGGCUUUCAAGGAGCAAGGCGGAAUGUGCUUCAAGAGGAUCUACGACACAUACAGAAACGAGAGGUUUUUAGGUUGCCAUCAGUUCUAUCAGCGUACGCUGGUUGUGAGGGACCCCGAGCUCAUAAAGAGGAUCUGCGUGAACGACUUCCAGCACUUCACGGAUCGGGGGUUUUUCUUCAACAAGGAGGUCGACCCCCUCGCUGGGUCCGUCCUCUUCCUCAGAGGCAACGAGUGGAAGCGGCUGAGGGCCAAGAUUUCGCCAAUAUUCUCG
Messenger RNA from Iphiclides podalirius (scarce swallowtail), 492 nucleotides. NCBI's taxonomy places the organism in Eukaryota, Metazoa, Arthropoda, Insecta, Lepidoptera, Papilionidae. The record is from the annotation of a GenBank genome assembly.